Guillardia theta CCMP2712 is the source of this 872-nucleotide messenger RNA. RefSeq lists its product as hypothetical. The record is from RefSeq and is a predicted model, not a curated record. NCBI's taxonomy places the organism in Eukaryota, Cryptophyceae, Pyrenomonadales, Geminigeraceae. Bases 127 to 381 code for a protein of 84 amino acids. The transcript is spliced from 2 exons.
CACAGUGACAGGAUUUGUAAAGACACAACAACAUCUACAAGAACAACAUCUCAAGUCUCCUCAUCCUCGACUUCUGUCAGUCUCAAGGGCAUCGCACAGCUGCAGGACGAAGAAUGUCGUACAGCCAUGGCAUCUGCCCCCGCAAGACCCGUCGCAGCACCUUCCCUUCCACCUGCCCGCCUCCUCUCGUCAUCAGCCCCACUGAUCCGUGCAAGCCCUCCUGUACCACUCGCUCAGACCACCGCAGGCUCUGCAAUUAUGUUAGGGCCCGAGGAGGAGGAAGUAGGAGGGAGAAGGGGGAAGGAGGAGCGGAGGAACGAGGAGGAGGAGGAGGAAGGGGGAGGAGGGAAGGGGUGUGAGAGAGGAGGGAAGAGCAAGUGAGAGGAAUCGAGAGGCACUUACAGGAUGAGAGGAGGACAUGAGCUUCAGUCGGCGGGAAGGAGGAAUCCUCCCUUCCUGUCUCCCUCCUUGCGUUCCUCCGUGCUGCUCAGCGACGGGUCCCGGGCUCGGGCUCCUCCUUGGGGCAAGAAGCCGACUCCUUAGCAGGGGGGCAGGGAUACUUCCUCCUCCUGCUAUCAGGCCGACCCGCCGAGGAAGAGGGAGAGGGAGAGGGAGAGGGAGAGCGAGCGGGGGGGGACCAGCCUGCUGCUGCUGCUGCUGCUGCUGCUGCUGCUGCUGCUGCUGCUGCUGCUGCUGCUGCUGCUGCUGCUGCUGUCGGAGCCUUGUAGGAGGGUGGUCACUUUCUCCUCUCCCAUCCAGGGUAUCUCGCUGUAUCUCCGCACGAGCAUGAGAAGGUUCAGUCCUCCUCAUGCCCCUGCUGGCAUCUUGCUCGGCGUCCGCGCGUCUUCCUCCCCCUCCCCCUCCCCUCCCCC